AUGGCUUUCUUCUUCAAUCGUGGUCGGUCACGCCAGCCGUCUGAUGUCGUCAAAUCAAUCAAGGAGUUGCUGGCUAGACUGCGUGAAUCUCCCAGCACUGCCAAGGUCGAAGAUGAUUUGGCCAAGCAACUUUCCCAGAUGAAAUUGAUGGUUCAAGGAACCCAAGGAACUUUCGCUGACGUUGGCUUACCACCAGAAAUCGACACAUCCCCUGAGCAAGUUCAGGCGCUGGUCUCCGCCACGAUCCAUGAAGAUCUACUCUACGAACUCUCGCGUGGUAUUCGACUGCUUCCAUUUGAAGCUAGAAAAGACACUCAGACCAUAUUCUCCCAUGUCUUCCGUUUCAAGCCGGCGCACGGCAACAAUGGCGAUCCGCCCGUCAUUUCCUACGUUAUCCACAACCGCCCCGAGAUCAUCAUUGAGUUAUGCCGUGGCUAUGGGUUCAGCCAGAGUGCGAUGCCUUGUGGAACCAUCCUGAGAGAAGCUCUGAAAUUCGAUGUCGUCGCCGCUAUCCUCCUCUAUGACCAGUCGGCCGAUGGGGAGCCAGCCAUCAGACUUUCAGACCUCCAGCCGGGCGUAACUCAGGGAGGAGAUGGCGUGUUUUGGAAAUUCUUUGAGUGGAUCGAUAGGGGGAGCUUUGAAGUGAGCGCUGAUGCGUUUACAACUUUCAGGGAAAUUUUGACUCGACACAAAACUCUCGUGACCGGCUAUUUAGCGACCAACUUUGAUCUUUUCUUUUCACGGUUCAACAACGUCCUCGUCCAAUCCGACUCGUACGUGACCAAGCGACAGAGCAUCAAGCUCCUUGGAGAGAUCCUACUAGACCGUGCCAACUACAAUGUGAUGAUGGCGUAUGUCGAAAGCGGGGAGAAUCUCAAAUUGUGCAUGAAAUUGCUCCGAGACGACCGAAAAAUGGUCCAAUACGAGGGAUUCCACGUUUUUAAGGUAUUUGUGGCCAACCCGAACAAAUCGGUAGCGGUGCAGCGCAUCCUCAUCAACAAUCGCGAUCGCCUAUUGAAAUUCUUGCCCAAAUUCCUGGAGGACCGCACCGACGAUGACCAGUUUACCGACGAGAAGAGCUUCCUGGUGCGCCAGAUUGAGCUGCUGCCCAAGGAGCCUAUUGAACCAGCACGCUCUACCCCAUCUCGAUCGGGCGUCAACACGGCUGCUGUCGCGUAA
Molecule: messenger RNA, 1179 nt
Organism: Aspergillus wentii DTO 134E9
Lineage: Eukaryota; Fungi; Ascomycota; Eurotiomycetes; Eurotiales; Aspergillaceae
Product: Mo25 family protein
Exons: 5
Coding region: 1-1179 (392 amino acids)
Biological process (GO): intracellular signal transduction
Molecular function (GO): protein serine/threonine kinase activator activity
Source: RefSeq, a predicted model, not a curated record